Molecule: messenger RNA, 2820 nt
Organism: Nerophis lumbriciformis (worm pipefish)
Lineage: Eukaryota; Metazoa; Chordata; Actinopteri; Syngnathiformes; Syngnathidae
Gene: mief1
Product: mitochondrial elongation factor 1
Biological process (GO): mitochondrion organization; positive regulation of mitochondrial fission
Cellular component (GO): mitochondrial outer membrane
Source: RefSeq, a predicted model, not a curated record
CCUGACGGCACCCGAAGACAAGGAAGCAGCUCUGAAGAGGGGCCAGUUCUUCCUCAGCAGCCGACUGGGUGGGCUUAUGUAGGGGUUUGGGGUAGGGGGUUGGCAUCUGGAGGUGGGGUAAAGGUCAUCUGCAAGUAUCUCCCAGGAUGGCAGGAGUGAACGGAGACCGUAAAGGGAAGAAAGAUGACAAUGGCAUCGGCACAGCCAUCGACUUCAUGCUUUCCAACGCAAAGCUCGUUCUGGGCGUCGGUGGAGCAGCCAUGCUUGGCAUCGCAACGCUGGCUGUCAAAAGAAUGUACGACCGUGCCAUCAGCGCUCCAACCAGUCCCACCAAGAUGGAGCAGAAAGGAAAGCGAAGCUGGGAGGAGCCCGUCUGGGUGGGUUCUUCGCCUCGGGUUCUGAACCAUGACAUGAAGGCCACUGUUAGCAGGUCACUCCAGUCCCUGCCCACCUCCUCAAAUUCAACGGAAUCAGACUGUCUGCGGAGGGCUAUGAGUCGAGCUGCUGUCAAAGACAGCGGCCCCACUCAGUCCGACCUGCUGCGUGCUCGGAUGCGUCUGUCCCUGCAGGAGCGCCUGUGGGAGUUCUACCAGAACAACGUAGACAUUCCCACGGAGGAGCAGGCUCUGGCCCGUAGGGCGGCGCUGGACAUCUGUGCCGAGCUGCGAGUGUUUCUCCACGCCAAACUGCCCGACAUGCCUCUCAGAGAGAUGUACCUAAGCGGCAGCCUCUACGAUGAUCUACAGGUGGUGAUGGCAGACCACGCCCAGCUCAUGGUGCCUCUAAUUCUGGACAAAAACCUGUGGUCGUCCAUACCGGGAGAGGACACCAUCAUGAACGUCCCAGGUUUCUGGCUAGUCCGCAGAGAGAAUUUAGAAUAUUUCCCACGUAACAGCAGCUACUGGGACCGCUGCAUGGUCGGAGGAUACCUGUCUCCUAAGUCAGUCCUGGACGUGUUUGACAAGAUGGUGGGUUCUAUCAACUGGCCGGCUAUAGGCAGCGUCCUGGACUACGUCAUCCAUCCCGUGGUCCCUUCGGAGACGCUCACCCUGGAGGUUCAGUACGAGCACGACCGAAAGCUUUCCGUGGACUUUCUCCCGUUACUCGUAAUGGAGGACGGAACCUCGCUGAUAGCUAAACCGCAUCGGCUGGCCGCCGAGCGCCACCAGAACCUGUGGCGGCAGAGCUUCCGCGUGGCCGAGACGGCACGGCUCAGAGCCUUGGAUCAAGAAGACGGAGGCUACCGGUGCGCGUGCCUCAAGGUGGCUAAGGCGGUGUGCAAGCUCAACCCUGCCCUCAACCGGCUCAACGCCAGCCAGCUCACCAACGCCAUCUUGCUGCUGAGCGAGAAGCAAAGUGACUGGACCCACGAGGCGCUGGCGGACAACUUCCUUCAGCUGCUGAAGGAGCUGGUGGGUCACUUGGAGGCGGGCCGACUGCCCUGCGCCCUCAACCCAAAGGUUAACUUGUUCUGUGAGCUGACUGAACAGGAAGUGGACGAGCUGGGAUACAUGCUGUACUGUACCCUCUCAGACCCCGAAUCACUUCUGAGGACUGCGGCCACGCACCUGCCGCAUCCAUCAACGUGUCCAGGAGAUCUGAUGGACUCUCGACGGAAGAACGUGGGCAGAGUACUGGAGACUAGGCCAGAUGGAGGAGGUCUGGUCCGGUCAGUCAAGCUCCAAACAAAGACUUCAGUCAUCGAAAGGCCUAUCACCAAGCUGUGCCGCAUCCUGGAGGCUGAGGGCUGACUGGUCAGUCUCGGAGACCAGACCACAAGACACGCACAAGGGACGUAAUGUAUAUACUUUAUUUUCUCUCAAGGCUUUGCCUUUUUGUUUAUUAUGGAAUAGGCUCCUUUUUUCAUAUAAAUUAAUGGAUGUGAUUGAGUCUGUAAAGAUCAACCAGGGGCCUGUGUGUAGGAGCCUAAUAGAGAGCCAUAUUUGAAUCCAUGUUUAUUUUAUUAUUUUUGAGUGAUUGAUGUGUGUAUGUCAGUGCACCCUUUGCAGGUGGUGAAAAGUUCCCACGCAGGCCUAUAAGGGGCAGGAGCGUGCUGGGCGCGUGAUUGGCAGUCGGGCACCAGCAUACCGUCUUUGACCUCACCUGUCUGUAGACCUCGGCUUUAUAUAGGCUACCUUUUAUUUUGUUUCCCGAGUAUUCUGUUCCUUGAUUUUUGUAAAUAAAAUUAUCUUCAAUCGGCUGCUGGAUCAGUUUGAAUUACUGGAUGGAUAGCGGGAAAAGGAACAAUACGUGACAAGAAAGGCUGUGGAUGGUGUGAGUCAGACAAGAUGCCCGCGCCCCAAGUGGAACAAACAUUUGAACAAAGGGGUUAUAGGAACAAUCACUUUCAGUGUUUUAUGCCACUUCAGAGAAAAAGUGGAUGACAUUCAUUUAAUUAAAAAACAAAAUCAUCAAACAUGACAGUGUGUGUCACUAUCUUAGAGAAGCAAUUUGAACGCAUCACUGCAAAAUUCAACAAAAAAAACAAGUUCAACCUUAAAGUUAACCUGUAGGUUUCUCCUCUCUUCUGUCCGCCAUUUUACUCCCCACCCUGCUUCUUCCUCUUUGUUACUUUUGGCGGACGGCCCCAUGGCAUAUAACAGUAGCUCUGACGGCCUUGGAUUGACUCAGCAGCGCCACAUGUCGCUGUAGAGUGCAAAUUGCAGGUGCAAGUGUGUGAAUGGCGCCAGGGUGAAUAUUACUGCCAACAGUUUUAACUUGAGGAAACUUGUUUUUAUACUUACGAAUCUUUUUUUUUUUUUGAUUGAAGGAAAUUGUUCUUGUACUUGUGAAUAAAUGUUUUAACCUCUUAAGGCCCAA